Oppiella nova is the source of this 2204-nucleotide messenger RNA. Lineage: Eukaryota; Metazoa; Arthropoda; Arachnida; Sarcoptiformes; Oppiidae. The record is from the annotation of a GenBank genome assembly.
AUGGAUGUAUUGAACUCUAUUAAUGGCAUCGGUUUAGUGGAGCGACAGUUGGAUAUAAUGUCUAAAUCUAAAAAGCAAACAGUUUUUGGGCACAAAAUAUUCAACGGAAUCCGUUUGGGAGGACACAGUCUUGUGGGGGGAACUGUCGAUGGCGUCAAGUUAUCGCAACUCAAACAAAACCUUCUUUUACGCAACACUUCUCAACAUUUUGACGAAUUGGAGAUCAAAGGCGACGCUUUCUUUGACGGAGGGAUGGCUUUAAAGUCGGCUAUAAAUGGCAUUAAAAUAGAAGAUCUCUAUAAUAAAGCGCUUAAACUGACGGACACUCGUAUUCAGGGAUUUGCACACUUUCUGAUGAACAACGCUAUCAUGAAGUCAAUACAUUGUCCCGCAAUUAAUGAGUUGAAUAUAGCAUCGGAUCUGAUGACCAAAAACACUCCACAAGAGAUUUUCGGUCAAAAAAUAUUUUCUAAUGGAGUGAAAGUGGACAACAACUUAGUUGUCGAUCACAUCAAUGGAAUCGCUUUGGACUUCGUUAACGACACUCUUCUCUAUGACACGAAUCAAGUGAUCACUGGAGAGAAGGUAUUUGUGGGCGACUUAUGGAUCAAGAAUUUGAAAGUCAAUACAAUGAACAACAUCUCAAUGCAAGACAUCGUCCGAUUGAAUGCCGACGAAGUGAUAACUGCGCCCAAAGUGUUCAGUGAUGUCCGCGUUUACAGCGAUGUCAAUGUCCACAGCUUUGACUCGGAUGUCAUAAAUGGGGUCCAAAUGAAAGGACUUUUCGAAAACAGUCUUCAGUUCGAAAGGCCUCAGACACUGACCGCAUUUGAUGUCAGACGCCGUCCUCACAGAUACCCCGCAAACCAUAUCCGGUGCCAAAACAUUCCUCUCCCCCGUCACUGUCGAUGCCUUGCAUUUCAGNCGUCUGAUUUGUUGGCCUCGGGUUCGGGCGACUCGACGGCCAGGAUCUGGAAUAUGAGUGAAUCGACACAAACGGCACAACAACUCGUGUUAAGACAUUGCAUCCAAAAAGGUGGUACCGAAGUUCCAUCCAAUAAAGACGUGACUUCUCUGGACUGGAACUCCGACGGAACACUUCUGGCGACCGGCAGUUAUGAUGGCUUUGCGCGUAUUUGGACCACUGAUGGCAGACUGGCGUCCACUUUGGGUCAACACAAGGGACCCAUAUUUGCCUUAAAGUGGAACAAAAAAGGCAAUUAUAUUCUGAGCGCCGGCGUCGACAAAACGACCAUCAUAUGGGACGCGUCGACGGGUCAGUGCACCCAACAGUUCGCAUACCAUUGCGCGCCGGCACUGGACGUGGACUGGCAGACAAACACCAUCAUAUGGGACGCGUCGACGGGUCAGUGCACCCAACAGUUCGCAUACCAUUGCGCGCCGGCACUGGACGUGGACUGGCAGACAAACGUGUCGUUCGCCUCGUGUUCGACCGAUCAGUGCAUCCAUGUCUGCAAAUUGGGUUCAGACAAACCCAUCAAAACAUUUACGGGUCAUUCCAAUGAAGUAAAUGCCAUCAAAUGGUGUCCAUCGGGUUCGCUGUUGGCCUCGUGUUCGGACGACAUGACGCUCAAGAUCUGGUCCAUGAAACAGGACUCAUGUGUUCACGACUUGCAGGCGCACCAGAAGGAGAUCUACACAAUCAAGUGGUCGCCCACCGGCGCCAACACACAGAACCCGAACCUACCGCUUAUACUGGCGUCGGCGUCAUUUGACUCGACCGUACGUCUGUGGGAGGUGGAGAGGGGCACCUGUAUCUACACACUGACCAAACACUCGGAACCGGUGUAUUCGGUGGCUUUCAGUCCUGACGGGCGGUUCCUGGCGUCCGGCAGUUUCGAUAAAUGCGUUCACAUUUGGUCGACACAAAGCGGACAAUUAGUCCACUCUUAUAAGGGAACGGGAGGCAUAUUCGAGGUCUGUUGGAACGCCAGAGGGGAUAAAGUGGGUGCCAGUGCUUCGGACGGAUCGGUGUUUGUGUUGGACUUAAGAAAAUAAAUAUAUUUUGUAUUUACCUGUAUUUUAUCGUAUCAUUUAUUUAUACAAUUAUAAUAAAAAUAAUCAUUUAAAACAAUUACUAUGUUAUGGUCUGUUGGAAGGGUAUAUCGACUGGAGAACCACUUCAGAGAUAUUUGUAUGAAAUUAAAAUCAUGAUUAAAGCAUUAAAUUUUGCAAGUUUAAAA